Molecule: messenger RNA, 1446 nt
Organism: Penicillium brasilianum
Lineage: Eukaryota; Fungi; Ascomycota; Eurotiomycetes; Eurotiales; Aspergillaceae
Source: the annotation of a GenBank genome assembly
AUGAGUUCAACUGAAUCGAAACGCGACUUGAUCAUUGUAUCAAACAGAUUGCCGUUGUCAAUCAAACGUGUCGAUGGCGGAUAUCAAUCGUCGAUUUCGAGUGGCGGGCUGGUCACAGCCUUGUCGGGGUUGACAAAGUCCACCCAAUUUCGUUGGUUUGGCUGGCCCGGUAUUGAAGUCAAAGACAGUGAGGAGAGGGAGCAAGUAUCAAAGAGUUUGGGUGAACAUGAUGCGACGCCAAUCUUCUUGGAUCAAGGGUUGGCGCACGAACAUUACAACAUGUUCUCCAAUCGAAUCCUGUGGCCCAUCCUCCAUUAUCAGUCAGGCGUGAUUUAUGAAGAUGGUCCCUGGCAGGCUUAUCGAAGGGUCAACGAAUUGUUCGCCGAUGCCGUCGCCGACGCAGCAGAAUCAGGAAGCUUGAUAUGGGUGCACGAUUAUCAUUUGAUGUUGUUGCCACAGCUUCUCCGCGAUCGUCUCCAAAUGAAGAACAAAAGUUGUGCUAUCGGCUUUUUCCUCCACACUCCAUUCCCAGCCAGUGACUUUUGGCGAGCUUUGCCGGUCAAGAAUGACUUGAUUGAGGGAUUGUUGUCCAGCGACUUGAUCGGAUUCCAUACGGACGAGUAUAAGCAGAAUUUCAUCGAAACCUGUGCCAGUAACCUUGGAGCACGUACCGAGAUUCCAAACCAGAUCCAAUACAAGAAUCGGUUGAUCUGUGCAGGUAGGUUCAUUGUGGGUAUCGACCCCCAGAAAUUCGCAGACACCCUGCAAAAAGAAGAAGUCCAGGAUCGUAUUCGGACUCUUGAAGAAAGAUACAAGGGUAUGAAGAUCAUCGUGGGAGUCGAUCGUCUCGACUAUAUCAAAGGCUUGACCCAAAAGCUGAAAGGAUUUGACUCCUUCUUGGAGAACUAUCCAGAGCUGCGGAACAAGGUUAUUCUCAUCCAGGUUGCCGUUCCAAGUCGCGAAGACGUCAAAGAGUAUCAAGAUCUAGAAACAGAACUUAGUACAUUGGCUGGAAAGAUCAACGGAAAGCAUGCCACCCCCGAGGGAGCACCGCUGUUGUACAUGCAUCGAUCUGUGUCUUUCACAGAGCUGACUGCACUGUAUUCCGUGGCUGAUGUUUGUCUGCUCACAUCAACGCGGGAUGGCAUGAACCUCGUUUCAUUCGAGUACGUGGCCUGUCAGGACAAGAAGAAGGGCGUACUUGUACUCUCUGAAUUCGCGGGAUCAGCAACAUUCAUGAGAGAUGGAAGUAUUCCUUUUCAUCCAGCAAACACGACUGAGAUGUCAGAAGCUCUAUAUGCAGCUCUGAACUUGGAUUUCGAAGAGCGUCAGCGGAAACAUCGGCUUCUGAUGGAGUUUGUGAGUACACAUACCAGUGCGAAAUGGGGUCAAAGCUUUACGGAGAAGUUGGCACAGCGCUGCCGCCAGCCGAAGCAGCCAUGUUGA